Brenthis ino (lesser marbled fritillary) is the source of this 1968-nucleotide messenger RNA. The record is from the annotation of a GenBank genome assembly. Lineage: Eukaryota; Metazoa; Arthropoda; Insecta; Lepidoptera; Nymphalidae.
AUGUUGUUAUGUUUACUAUGGUUUGGAAUGGUGCUUUCUGCACCCACGGACGAACUUCACAGUGUCAUCAAUGAAGGAGAACUUACACGAAGUGAUGAUGUAUCUUACAUGAAGUAUAUUAUACCAUCUGGGUAUUCCCCGCAAAAAUUUCAGAAAAGUUCAAAACGACACUUAGCUGAUUUUGUUAGUAAGGAUAAUGAAUACUACCAAAUAUUACAUCAACAUUUAGAAGAUGGCCAUAUUAUGAAAGGUCUAACGUUCAGUAUAUAUGAUGACAAUAUGAGGGAGGCCACUAUAGCAUUAUUUCGAUUAUUACAGUAUUCUGAUGAUGAUAAGGUGAAUGCUAUAAAAGAGUGGGCUUCUCAUAAUAUUAACUCGGAUGUAGUUGAUUAUGCUUUCAGAUUAGUAUCUUUGUUUAGAGAUAAUUUGUCCCAAGGUCAAGUACCUCCUUUUAUGUCAAAACCGAAUUAUUUUGUUAAUGCUGAGGCCAUUACAAAAGCGUUAAAAUUAAAAAUAAAUAAUGGGAAAUUUGAUGUACAAGAAGCGCAAAUACAGCAGUUUUAUAGAACAGAUGAUAAAAUUACUAUUAACGCUAAUUAUUCUGGUUGGCACCGAUGGAAUGAUGAGUGUAAAGAUCAUUUAGACUACUUCCGAGAAGAUAUUGGUGUCAAUAGUUAUUAUUACGGCAUGCACUUGUUAUAUCCAUUUUGGAUGAAUAAAGACGAAUUAACUGGAAUAGACCCAAAAUAUGCCGACCAAUAUUACUUUAUUCAUCAACAACUUAUGGCCAGAUACAACUUGGAAAAGGAACAUUUGAAACAUUUUAAUAAAUCCGCUGACACGAAUUGCUAUGACGAUUUCAUUCCUUAUUUGACUUAUGACAAUGGACUUCCAUUCUCUUCAAGGUCGUCUGUGCACAGAGAAUGGAAUGAAGAAUAUGCUCGAAUAAAAUCUAUAGAUAUUGCUAUCAAAGAAUGCAUAACGAGAGGUGUCAUAUUUAUGGAUAAUGGGACUAAAGUUACAUUGACUGAAGAAAACUACGUUGACUUAAUAGCAAAGCUUAUAAGAGCUAAUUAUGAAAGUAAUCAAACAGCUAAAAUUAUAAGAUCUCUAUAUGGUUAUGGUGGUAGUGGCUACCCGAUAAACAGAUAUAAUCCUGCUCCAUCAGUAUUACAUCAUCCUCAAACGACACUUCGUGACCCAAUGUAUUGGUACAUGAUUCAAAAUCUGCUAAAGUAUUUCACAGACUAUUCUAGCUCUCUACAACCUUUUGAUUUUUCUAAGUAUCAAACUGAAGAAUUUAAUAUACUUGAUAACAGCUUUACGAAAAUAACUACAUAUUUUGAAUUCUAUGAAUUCAAUAUAGAAAAACUUUUUCAAAAAGAUACCAAUGAUCACAAAAUGACUCCUUUAUCUUUUAGUGUAAGACAAAAACGACUUAAACAUUUACCAUUUACUUUGUCUUUUACUGUCCAUUCUCAGGUAAAUAAAACAGUAGUUGUUAAACUAUUUUUAGGUCCACAUUGUGAAGUGUCUAAUUGUUGGAAUGAAUUUUCUAAUUUUUUUGAACUUGACUCUUUUACUCAAAAACUAGAAGAAGAGCUCAAUGUCAUAAAGUGGGCACCUGAGCUGUCCACGAGGUACUCAUUUGAUGAUCACUAUAAUUUAGAACAUCUAUCACUACGUGAAAAAAAAUAUGAUAUGUUUAAAUUCCCGGAAAACAUGAUCAUACCCAAGGGAUUAGAACAAGGUCUUAAUUUAACUUUGUUUGUCUUGAUAACUCCUAUUAGUGAUACAGAUGAUCCCAGUUUAUCAGUUUAUUCAUCAGAACCUUUCGGUUUCCCAUUCCAUCGACAAGCUUUUGUAAAUAAUAGCACGAACUUUAAUAACUAUAAAUUUUGGAAUAUCACUAUAUUUCACAAAGAAAACUCAAAUGAACGGAAUGGAUAUUUUUCUCCGCAUCUAAAU